CUGAAAAUGCCGCAGCGGUCGCCGUUUGCGAUCCAGGAGCUGCUGGGCCUCAAUGGAACAGGAAGUGGAAGUGGACAAGAGCGAGGAUCGCCACAUCAACAGGGCUCACCACCCGCAGGAGUAUCCGCGGUCUCCUACGCACCAUCAGCGCCACACCACAAAAUAUGGGACUACAUGCCCAGCCUGACCAAUCAUUUGGGCAACUUGGGAAACCUGGGGAAUCUCGGCAACCUGACUGCCUCGAGGAUGGCCUACCUGAAUGCUCAAGCAGCAGUUGCGGCAGCUUUUUUGCCACCUCCACACCCUCAUCCGGCCCAUCACGUUGCCCAUCACCAGGUACACCAACCAGGACAACUUCCAGGAUCACCGGGUAUGAACGUGCAUCCCGCAGCAGCGCAUGCCCAGCACGUUCUUCCAGGCACCGGUGUCUCUGGUAAUCACCAGCACAGUCCCAAUCAUCAGCAAACGCCACCACACGAUUUCUCACAGUCCAAGAGUAAUUUUUCAAAUACAAACUUUGGCGUCGGCCAUCACGUUGAGUCUGGUAAAGACUUUACUGUUGACGGGUUAUCAGGAUUCAGUAAAAAAAAGAAGAAAAAACGUCGCCAUAGCUCCAGGACGAUCUUCACGUCCCAGCAGCUGGAGGAGCUGGAGGCGGCAUUCAAGGAGGCUCAUUACCCAGACGUUUAUGCCCGCGAGAUGCUCAGCCUCCGGACAGAUCUUCCAGAGGACAGAAUACAAGUAUGGUUUCAGAAUCGACGAGCAAAAUGGCGCAAGACAGAAAAAUGUUGGGGUAGAAGUACCAUAAUGGCGGAGUAUGGACUCUACGGAGCAAUGGUGCGGCACUCAUUACCUUUACCGGAGACUAUAUUGAAGAGCGCGAAAGAAAAUGAAUCUGUGGCGCCUUGGCUACUGGCACAAUCGUCUAAGACAAGCGGCUUUAGUCAAGAUUUCGAAACUAAUCAAGAACUGAUUGACUGUGGCCCCGUAGGGAUGCACCGGAAGUCGAUUGAGGCUGCGGAGCACCUCAAGUCCGGAGGCGAGGAUAGCGGAAACGAUCACGCUGGCAGUAGCAGCAGUCCAAGUCACAAUCACCACCAGGGCGGCCCAACCAGUUCCGAGAGUGGUCAAGAGAGCCAGGACGGCAUGGGAGGACCAUCAACUGGUGCCGUUCAGGAUACUGAGCAAUUGAGGAAUGAAAGUAUUGCAUGUUUACGAGCGAAAGCACAGCAGCACCAGCUACAACUGAGUCUACAACCUGCCGCGGGAAGCAGCGGUGGGUCUACAACACCCGGAAGUACGUCAUAUCCGACAGGACCACCGCCGACCAACACACUCCACGCCUCUGUUUAAUUUGUGAAUAAUCUCAAUUAAUCAAUUUCCACGAUCCCAAUCACUCGUCAUCCACUACCUUUUCCCUUCCCUUCCCUUCCCUUCCUUUCCCUUCCUUUCCCAAUCCAAUUCAACUCAACUCUCGGCUCUCGACUCUCUCAGUGUAAUCCCAUUCCGAGCGGUUAUUUGGAUUACCUGAACUCUACGUCAACCUUAUUCGCUCCAUUUCCGUUAAUAAUAUCAUCAUCAGCAGCAGCAGCAGCAGCAGCAGCAGCAGCAACAGCAGCAACAGCGAGUACUCAACUGAUCGAAACCGCUUAUCCAGCUCUCAACCCACCUUAAAAUUUACACCAGAAUGUAAGAGCAUCUGGCCAUCAGAGCAGCAUCAACCUAUCAGUAGAACGGAAUAUCCAGCAAAUUAAUUUCCUUGAGCUACUUACUUAUCAUCCACAAGUUACCUCAAUUUAUGAUACACGUAUUUAAAGUCAGGAUUAUUAUUAUAUCUGCUAAUUUAUUACAAACUUCAUUAC
Molecule: messenger RNA, 1862 nt
Organism: Microplitis demolitor
Lineage: Eukaryota; Metazoa; Arthropoda; Insecta; Hymenoptera; Braconidae
Product: visual system homeobox 2-like
Exons: 7
Coding region: 7-1353 (448 amino acids)
Biological process (GO): regulation of transcription by RNA polymerase II
Cellular component (GO): nucleus
Molecular function (GO): sequence-specific double-stranded DNA binding; DNA-binding transcription factor activity, RNA polymerase II-specific
Source: RefSeq, a predicted model, not a curated record